Molecule: messenger RNA, 417 nt
Organism: Ostertagia ostertagi
Lineage: Eukaryota; Metazoa; Nematoda; Chromadorea; Rhabditida; Trichostrongylidae
Source: the annotation of a GenBank genome assembly
AUGUUUCUCGUUCUCGCAGCGGCCCUCUUUGUGAUGGCGAAUGUCGCUGUCAAAGCUGGACCAUGGCCCAUGCCCAGGUACCUGGAAAACAUUUACAAAGAGUUCUUCUCUUCCCUUAAUAGAGACAUGAAUUGGAAUAGGACCAUAUCGAGUCAGGCUUAUACAAGAAUAAUGAAAGGAACUGGGACGUUAAAGUAUCCCAAUAUCAUGCGCCUUACCAUUCAGGAAUAUCCGCUCUGGAAUAAUCUGACAAUGGCGGAUAAAUUAUUUUACACCCUCCUCCCUUACGGUAUUUACAGGAGUGAGAUCGAGAAGCUUCCCAAGGGGGUGCAGUAUGGAUGCAACCAUAUCCAUGCUAAAGGCACUAGAGUUGUGUUCAUGCUUACUUUGUGCUUCUUCCGGACAACGCUAUCAUGA